ACAAUGAGGAAGACUACUGUUUGGUUGUUGUCCAUUUUUUGUACCCUGUUGCCGAUUAGUUUUGGCACAUACGUACCAACAUCGCAAACAAAAGUAAACGGAGUUCCCGUCCAAUAUGCUGAUCAGGAAUUUCUUGCAAAGCAAAAGUUUUUCUUCGAAAUCCUGCGUCAUCUUCACCAGCCGGUUGCUGCGGACGAGUACUUGCCCCACGCAAAACAAUGGAUCGUGGACCAGAGCAAAUAUUUGAACUUCACGGAAGCGAACGAAUUUAUGCAAUCAUUUAAGCAAGGAUUUUUGCAAAAAGGAGCCAUCUUCACCAUCUACAACUAUUGGUACGCCAAGCAGACUCUGCAGCUCUAUCGCUUCUUGCAAAAUGCUAUCGACUGGGAUACGUACUACAAGAAUGUCAUUUGGGCCCGGCAGAACACGAACGAAGGAAUGUUCCUGUUCGCUCUGACGCUCUCCGUGAUGCAUCGAUCGGAUCUACAGGGCAUCGUGCUACCGGCGAUCUACGAGCUCUAUCCGCACUACUUCUUCAAUGCCGAUGUUUUCCACGACGCAGCGAACCGGCGCGAACAGGAUACGGAGUAUGGUUUCGAUUCGAAGAAAAGCUACAACGUGGCUCGCUCGAAUUACACGGCCACGUUCGCCACGCAGUUCUACGGCGAAGGGACAUUGUCGUACUUUACCGAGGAUGUUGGUUUGAACGCGUACUACUACUAUUUUAUGAUGGACUACGCCCCGUUUCUGGGCGGUGAUGCGCUCGGCCUUAACAAGGAUCGCCGGGGAGAGCUGUACUUGUUCAUGUAUCAGCAGUUACUGGCACGCUACUACCUUGAACGACACUCGAACGGACUUGGCCCGAUACAGGAGCUAACGUGGGAAUCACCCGUAGCGACCGGGUACUACCCGAUGCUGCGAUACUGGAACGGGGUACCGUUCCGAGCGCGCGAGAAUAACUUCCUGUGGCGUCCCUACGAUCCCGUGAAGUUGAACGGUUUGAAGGCCUACGAAGAGCGGAUUCGGCAGGCGAUAGAUCUGGGUUACGUCAUGACACGUGACGGACAGCGGAUCGAUUUGCGGCAACCGGAAGCCAUCGAUAUCGUGGGUAACCUCGUCAGCGGCAGUGUCGAUAGUGUGAACGUAGAAUACUACAAGAUGAUCGAAACUACGGCGCGCAUGGUGUUGGCGCAGGGUGACUAUUACGGCUCCAGUAGCGAAGUGUGGCCAGGACCACUGAUGCACUACGAAACAUCGAUGCGUGACCCAGCGUUCUACCAGUUUUAUAACCGGCUGCUGAGCUUCUACUGGGACUUUAAGAGCUUCCUGCCACCGUAUACGGCCGACCAGUUGAAGUUCGAUGGGGUAGAGCUGCAGAGUGUUGUAGUCGACAAAUUGGUCACCUUCUUCGAGCCCUUCGACGUGGACAUUAGCAAUGGGCUUGGGUUUAACUAUGGUGACGAUCGGUCUACCUGGAACUUUACCGUGCUGGCGAGGCGCGAUCGACUUAAUCACAAACCGUUCAGCUACGUUAUGAAUGUCAGCUCGCAAUCAGCCGGAAAAGGUGUGGUCCGGAUGUACAUGGGGCCACGGAUGUUUAACAUCAAUCAGCUGCAGUACAUGAAGAAAUUUUUCGUAGAAAUGGACCAGUACGUGGUGGAACUAGUUGCAGGGGGCAACCAGAUAAAGCGAAACACUCGCGACUUCUUCUACGACAUCCGCGACCGGACGACGUACUCCGAGCUGUACAAGCGGACCAUGCGGGCGUUCCGCGGAGAGGACCAGUUCGUGCUCGAUAUGUCGGAAGUGCACUGCGGGUGGCCAGAUCGGUUGCUGCUGCCCAAGGGCCACCCCGAAGGGUAUCCGAUGACCUUCUUUUUCAUCAUCACCCCGCACUAUCCACCGAAGGUGCAGCAGUUCUCGACCUACGAUUACUCGUACUCGUGUGGUGUGGGAUCUGGCUCGAGAUACAUCGACGAUCUGCCAUUCGGCUAUCCGUUCGAUCGUGACAUCGAUUUCAGCUACUUCUUCACCAAGAACAUGUACUACAAGGACGUUCUGAUCUACCACUCGGAUGAAUUCAAAGUGAAUUCGUCAUACUAA
Anopheles bellator is the source of this 2103-nucleotide messenger RNA. Its product is annotated as hexamerin-1.1-like. The transcript is spliced from 4 exons. The record is from RefSeq and is a predicted model, not a curated record. The coding region runs from base 4 to 2103 and encodes 699 amino acids. Lineage: Eukaryota; Metazoa; Arthropoda; Insecta; Diptera; Culicidae.